Molecule: messenger RNA, 1209 nt
Organism: Angiostrongylus costaricensis
Lineage: Eukaryota; Metazoa; Nematoda; Chromadorea; Rhabditida; Metastrongylidae
Source: the annotation of a GenBank genome assembly
AUGACGUUCUCGUUUGAGACAUCAAGGAUAGCUCAGCAAAUCUUGAGCGAUGAUUUUGACUGCAGUCUACUAAUGAAAGAGGCAACCCUUGAGGGGUUCAAUAUUCAAAGGCAAAUGCUGUUUGGAGUGAUGUGCUUAGCUUUACUUGUACCAUACUCCGUUACUCCACAAUCUUCAAUUUCAACAAUGUUCUACUAUAUGCAAAGAAGGGAGGCAUUAGCGAACAGCUUCCGACUUGGGCAUAUCACUGAAGAGUGUGCAGUUACCAUGCCACCUUCUACAUGUAAACUAAGAAGUCGGUACAAGUAUAUGGAAGGGUAUAUUGAUCUGGUCAGAGGUUUCAAAAAUUCGUCACUGAAAAACGUUUGGAAGAUUGGAGCUACAAAGAGGGGAAAAGCAAAGAACUGGCUGUUCCAAGGUGGAAAUCUUAACGUGGGGCUUCCUUUGCGAAAAUUUAGAAUUCCAAAGGCGCUUGAGAAUGCCAUGAUGUUCUACAACGUGUCGUCCCAAUAUACUCAUAUUGUAGGAUCAAAAAUUGUUAUAUCAGAAAAUGUGACGGAAAAACUUCUCAAUGAUUUCAUUCCUGUGAAAUCGGGAACUCCAAAUGUUACGGCUGCAUUACACAAGAUUAUGCUGCGAAAUAAUCUCGAACGCGGUUAUAUGGAUGCCGGAUUUUACGCACUUUUACUACAUGCACAUCAUUAUGCAGAACAGUUAAUUGCCGAACAACAAGAUGCAACAGCAUUGGAUAGAUCGACAAAGGUUGGAAAGCAUUUGGAAGCUUUGCAAAGAAAUAAGAGUAAUGUACCGAAGUUGUUGAGUUCCGCUGCUGGGCUCAUGGUGAUCGAUAAGGUUGCAAAUAACGCUCCAAUCAUUGUCGCUUCGGCGUCCGGUUCACUUCGCACUGUUGAAGCAGUUGCUUCUGUGAUACUCCGAAUGCUGAUGUUCGACGAGGAACCAGGAGCGGCCAUACACGCGAACGCUUCCUUCUAUGAUACAGAGGAUCCAAGAUUUUACUGCGAGAAUAAUGACGAGAAGUUUUUGAAAGAGAUGGAAAAGAAAGGCAUCAGCUGUUUUCCGUUAAAGCAGGACAAUUUUGCUCAUAUGGAUCGAAUUGCAAUGGCUAUACGUCAACGUCUUCCCAAUGGUCGACUUAUUGCUGCCGUAGAUCGCAGGGCACGAGAUUUCAACUACGCCGUAGGAUUGUGA